UGAGCACGCAAUAAGUACCAGAAAUCUUAUCAGUUCUGGUUAUUCUUUUUUUCACUGCAUCCCGUCCGUCGUCGCCAUCUCCAACGCACACGCAUCGCCAUAAUCAAACCAUAGAUAGCUCACGCCAUCUCGACUCAUGCCUCCGUUAAACUUGCAAGGACUCAAUCUCGUUCAUUCAGCUUCUGCUACACCACACAACGACGACUCGUUAGCAUCCCCGCCUUUCCCUGACUUCUCAGCCCACCUUGACUUGUGGACAAACCUUGCAUUCGAAACCGAUGAGCCUAUUGCUCACAACAAGGGAAAGAGAAAGGCAGUCGACGACUCAGAAGAAGACGCCGGUUCUCCUCUAGGUCUCCCCACGCACGACAGCCAUGAAAACGUAGUGCACCCUCCGAGCACGACCAUCAUCCCCCAUUCCGAUGCGCAUGCGCAACAGUUUGAUCUGAACGCGCUAUUAGCUGGAUUUGGCAUCGACCCAUUCUCACUCCCGCAAUCAGUGCCUGCGCCCGCGGAGAAUGUGCCGGCUGCGCCUUCACUCGCGCAACUCCUUGCUUUGCAUACUGCUCAAGGAGGGACUUAUGCAGUGCCUCCCCCUCCCCCUGUCGUGCAUGCCCAGCCUGCUUCCCAAUCUGCUAAUAAGCGAGCUCGCACGUCCAAAAACUCUACGCCUACAGAGGCAUUCGACCCUUCGUCCCCGUCGUCGCCCACUGCCGAAGACACGCCAGGUGAUUCCACCAAUCCUCUAUCCGCUGCGGAAGACAAGCGUCGUCGGAAUACCGCGGCUAGUGCGCGAUUCAGGUUGAAGAAGAAGGAGCGGGAAGCUGCACUUGAGCGACGGGCAAAGGAGCUUGAGGAGCGUGUUACUGAGCUGGAACGCGAGUGCGAGGGGCUGCGGAGGGAGAAUGGGUGGUUGAAGGGGCUUGUGGUGGGCGUGACGGGUGCUGGUGCCAAAUAGGAGGACAAGGAACGGCGUCGCGCUGCUAGGCGACAAUCUUUCAGAGAGUGCGCGCUCCGCCGGAGGCUUUUUGCCAUAUCCCUUCGCGAGGUGAUGGGAAGGCAUUGUUCAUGGAUCUGGUUCUCGGAGCUUGACCUUCUUAUCACACGAGACGUUGGUGAGGAUGGAGCACCAUGAAGGGACCACGAAGUUUUUUCAACCAGAUGUAUUGUUAUCGAUAAUUUUUGAACUGUUUGAAUUCUUUUUCCUGUGUAGACAGACGGUUUCACGAACUUCCUACUGGGCACGUAGCAUACAAAUUUGCUUAGUCUACUUGGCGUGUCGGUAUGCCAAGAUGGUGGUUUUCUUAUCAUUGGAAGGCGUGGAUUGUGCUCUGGUCGUGUGAUUGCGGCCGACAGCGUGGCGUAUCGAGUCUUUGGUAUAGGUGUUUAUUUGGUAUUGUUGAAUCGUUGUCUGCGUGC
This is a messenger RNA of Suillus clintonianus, 1419 nucleotides long. RefSeq lists its product as uncharacterized. NCBI's taxonomy places the organism in Eukaryota, Fungi, Basidiomycota, Agaricomycetes, Boletales, Suillaceae. Gene Ontology annotation, biological process: regulation of transcription by RNA polymerase II. The transcript has a single exon. The record is from RefSeq and is a predicted model, not a curated record. Gene Ontology annotation, cellular component: nucleus. Bases 137 to 958 code for a protein of 273 amino acids. Gene Ontology annotation, molecular function: DNA-binding transcription activator activity, RNA polymerase II-specific; RNA polymerase II transcription regulatory region sequence-specific DNA binding.